Gastrolobium bilobum is the source of this 318-nucleotide messenger RNA. Its product is annotated as protein NOI4-like. The transcript is spliced from 3 exons. NCBI's taxonomy places the organism in Eukaryota, Viridiplantae, Streptophyta, Magnoliopsida, Fabales, Fabaceae. The record is from RefSeq and is a predicted model, not a curated record. Bases 51 to 278 code for a protein of 75 amino acids.
UUUCCCCAGAAAUUUGGGUAACCACCCAAUAUCACAAAGCUUCAAUCUUUAUGGCUUCGUAUGAACAACAAGGAGGAAAGCCUCUACCCAAGUUUGGGGAAUGGGAUGUGAAUGACCCUGCCUCAGCUGAAGGAUUCACUGUUAUAUUCAACAAGGCCAGAGAUGAGAAGAAAACUGGUGGAGGAGGAUCUGGGCGCAUUACAUCACAGCGAAGAUAUGGUUCACGCAAGGAUGAUGAUAAAUCCUCCAAGAGAAAGUGGUUUUGCUUCAAACCUUAGACAAGUUUAAGGAUGGUGUGCUUCUGCUGCUUGGGACGUA